AUGGCGGACGAGACCCACAGCCAUGAGCGCCCCGAACGCGUGCGCCCGCGCCGCCUGGAGCCGGACACGACCGCGUACCUCCUCGAGGUCAAGACGUCGCUGCUCGAGAGCCUCGGCGACGACGGCGACGACACCAAGUCGAUUCUUCUCUGGAACGUCCUUGAGGAGCUGGCGCCGCGUAUCGCGAGUGCGGCCUCGGACCGCCACGCGUGCGAGAUCGUUGAAGUGCUUGUGGAGCACAUGUCGCCGCGCCAGCUGAGCUUCUUCGUGCACAAGAUGGAGGGCUACUACAGCCAUCUCUGGACGAACCGGUACUCGUCGCACGUGCUCCAGCGCAUCUUGUCCAAGGUCGGUGCCAUCGUGCAGGCCGAAGUCGACGGGUCGCUCGAGACCACCGAGGACGACGACGAACGCUCCAAGAACGUGCCGACGAUGGCGACGCUCAUUGUGGCCAUGUGCACCGAAGUCAAGGACGAGUGGAUCACGCUCGUCAACGACGUCAGCGCGUCGCACGUGCUGCGUGGCGUCCUCUGCGCGCUCGCGGGCCGCGCGCCCGUCGCCGAGAAGCGCGGCAAGAAGGGCAAGCACGGCGCGGUCAAGUUUGAAAAUCUCCCGAAGAAGAGGUAA
Molecule: messenger RNA, 627 nt
Organism: Saprolegnia parasitica CBS 223.65
Lineage: Eukaryota; Oomycota; Saprolegniomycetes; Saprolegniales; Saprolegniaceae
Exons: 2
Coding region: 1-627 (208 amino acids)
Biological process (GO): endonucleolytic cleavage to generate mature 5'-end of SSU-rRNA from (SSU-rRNA, 5.8S rRNA, LSU-rRNA); ribosomal small subunit export from nucleus; endonucleolytic cleavage in 5'-ETS of tricistronic rRNA transcript (SSU-rRNA, 5.8S rRNA, LSU-rRNA)
Cellular component (GO): preribosome, small subunit precursor; nucleolus; 90S preribosome
Molecular function (GO): RNA binding
Source: RefSeq, a predicted model, not a curated record